Messenger RNA from Dermatophagoides pteronyssinus (European house dust mite), 2375 nucleotides. It is a transcript of the gene SamDC, whose product is annotated as S-adenosylmethionine decarboxylase. Gene Ontology annotation, biological process: spermidine biosynthetic process; spermine biosynthetic process. Lineage: Eukaryota; Metazoa; Arthropoda; Arachnida; Sarcoptiformes; Pyroglyphidae. Gene Ontology annotation, molecular function: adenosylmethionine decarboxylase activity. The record is from RefSeq and is a predicted model, not a curated record. Gene Ontology annotation, cellular component: cytosol.
AUUGUUUUUGAGAGUAAAGAAAAUAAUUAUUUUGUCUCUCCACUUAUGAACUUUUAAAACAAAACAAAACAAAAAAAUUCACAAAAUCAAACGAUCGAAAAUUGCGAUAAUAUUAUUGACACAUUCGUAUAGCCAAAUCAAGCUUGUUGAAAAAUUGUUUUUGUUAAUAUUUUUUUUGAAAAGAAAGAAUCUAUAUAUAUUUUGUUUGUUAAAUACACACACACACACAAAAACUAGAAAACAAAAAAAAAACAAAACUAGAAAAAAGAUGUAUAAAGUUGAUUUAAAUGAUACAAUGGAUAGCGAUAGCUAUCAAUUAUCACCAGAUUCAUCACCAUAUCAAUCAUUCAAUGAUGAUACUGAUUCAACACAAUCACCUGAAAUUAUAUUUUCAACAUCAUCGGAUGAAAAUUCUGUUAUUGAUGAAAAUAUUGAUAAUAAAAUGAUAACAUUAACAAUUGAUGGUGAAAUUGCUGGUAUUGUUGCCGGUGGUGGUAAUGAUAUUGAUAAUCAUGGCAAUCAAAAUGUUGUAUUGGCUAAUAAUAAUUCCGGUACAAAUAUCUCGGCAUCAACUAGUAAUAAUGGUGGCAGUGAUAAUGGUGGUGGACAUUUUUUUGAAGGUGCCGAAAAACGUUUAGCCAUUUAUUUUAAAGAAGAUUCAUCGAAUAAAGUUCUUGAUCUACGUAAAUUAACCAGAUCUCAAUGGAAAAACAUACUUGAUCUUGUUCAUUGUCAAAUAUUGAAUAUAAAAAGCAAUGAACAUUUUGAUGCAUAUUUACUAAGUGAAAGUUCAUUAUUUGUAAGUAAACGUAGCUUCAUAUUGAAAACAUGCGGCUCGACUACUUUGCUUCAUUGUUUGGAUUUAAUUUUGGAAUAUGUUUAUAAAAUUGGUUUCGAUACUAUUGAGGAUGUAUUCUAUUCACAUAAAAAUCUAUUGCUACCAUCAUUACAAAGAUUACCACAUAAUUCAUUUUUAAAAGAAAGUGAAUAUUUGGAUAAAGCAUUUAAUGGCCAUUCACAUUUAUUUGGCCAUAUUAAUGCUGAUCGUUGGUAUCUUUAUCUAUUGGAUUAUCGUCCUGAAUUAGAUUGUAAUGAUGAUCAACAACAACAACAACAACAACAUCCAAAUCAAUUAAUAAAUCGUAAUGAAUUUUUUAAAUUUGAAAUGAUUAUGGAAGAAUUAGAUGAAGAUGUUAUGCAAUUAUUUUUUAAUGAUCCGGACAUGCCGAUUACUGCAGCUCAGGUAACAAGAAAAUCUGGUAUUGACAGUAUUAUUCCCGGUAUGGUUAUCGAUGAUUAUCUUUUUUCACCAUGUGGUUAUUCAAUGAAUGGUCUACUUUCGGAAUAUUAUAUGACAAUACAUAUUACACCGGAACAAGAAUUUUCAUAUGUUUCAGUUGAAAUGAAUGUACCACAAAAAAGCUAUAUAUCAUUUAUGGCCAAAGUGAUUGAUGUUUUUAAACCUGGAAAAUUUAUGCUCAAUUUGUUUGUGCCUAGUAUCAAUAAUUUACGUUCAAAACAACAACAAUUCAAUGAUUCAAUGAUGAUCAUGGAUGAUGGUAUUGGUAUUGGUUUGGGUAAAAAUUAUGUUAAUGUUGGUAAUGAUCGACAAAAAAUAAAAUCAUCAAAUCAAUGUUUAUUUGAAACAAUGCAAAUGCAUGGAUUAGUUAUGUAUGAAGCAUUAUCAUGUGUAGCAAUUGGACAAUAUCGUCGUUGUGAUUUUCAAAUGGCUCAAACUGAACAUUUGGAUAUUAUCUAUGCUCGAUUUGUAAGCGAAGGUAUUAGCUGAAGCUUACUGCAAUGGUAUAUUUGUGCAUUUUUUUGUGGCUAGCGUUUGCCUCCUUUCCUUUAGUUUUUUUUUAAAUCACAGCUAUUUUUAUUUUAUUCUCUCUCUCUCUCUCUCUUGCUCUCUCUCACACACUCAUUCAUUCAUUCAUUUAUUCACUUACUUUUAACAAUUUAAUCCAGAAAAAUUUAAUUAACUUCAUAAUUCGGUAACAUUUUUUUUUGCUUUUCUUAAUCAAUUAUCUCGGUGGAUGUGGUUUUUCUUUUUUUUUUCUUCCAAUUAUCCACUGCCAAUACCUUUUUUUCUGAACAAAAAAGUGUUUGGCAAUAAUCAAUAUAUUUUUGAAUUAUCGAUAAUAAGUGUGUGCGCUCAACAACAAUUCUUUUCUCUGUGAUCAGCAUGAUCAAAGAAUUUGCUAUUUUCGUUUUUAUUUCUUCAUUUUGUUUGUUUGUUGUGCUUUUUUUUUCUCUCUCAUAAGAAUAACAUAGAUGCGCUAAUCAUUUUCAUCGAAAAAAAAACAAAACAAAAACAUUCAAUCAUAAUCAUAAUCUUUAUUGUUUUCUUGAUUGCAUAAUUUGAUCGCACUAAA